Molecule: messenger RNA, 1500 nt
Organism: Plasmodium berghei ANKA
Lineage: Eukaryota; Apicomplexa; Aconoidasida; Haemosporida; Plasmodiidae
Product: ATP-dependent RNA helicase DDX47, putative
Exons: 1
Coding region: 1-1500 (499 amino acids)
Molecular function (GO): ATP binding; RNA helicase activity; nucleic acid binding
Source: RefSeq, a predicted model, not a curated record
AUGAAGCAUCACAACAUUAAUGACGUUUUGAAAAAUUUUGAUAAAAAAUUAAACAAAAAUUAUAAAAUCUUAAAAGAAAUGGACAUUCAAAAUAUGCAAAAUGAAUAUGAAGAAAAAUUAAAGGAAAAAAACAAAAUUAAAAACAAGCUAAUAAACAAAAAAAAUAAAUCAAACCAAGACGAACCAAUAAAUAACGAUUCAAAUCAAAGCGAACUCGAGCAUAACCCUUUAGACCAUGAAAAUGAGCAAAACCAAGAUAGCGAAACAAAAGAAAUUACAUCAUUUAGUCAAUUAAAUAUUUGUGAAGAAAUUUUACAAAGUAUCCAAGAACUUGGAUGGGAAAAGCCAACUCUAAUUCAACAAAAAGUUUUACCACUAAUGUUUCAAAAAAGAGAUAUUAUAGGAUUGAGCGAAACGGGAAGUGGUAAAACGGCGUGUUUCAUAAUACCUAUUCUACAAGAAUUAAAAUUAAAAAAACAAAAUUUUUUUGCUUUAAUAAUAUCACCAACUAGGGAAUUAUGUAUUCAAAUAGCACAAAAUGCACAAGCAUUAGGUUCAAACUUAUUAAUAAAUAUAUGUACAAUAUUUGGAGGUGUAGAUAUAGUUACUCAGUCUUUAAAUUUAGCUAAAAAACCUAAUAUUAUUAUAAGCACACCAGGACGAAUACUUGAUCAUUUAAAUAAUACAAAAGGUUUUAAUUUAAAAAAUUUAAAAUAUUUGGUUUUUGACGAAGCUGAUAAAUUAUUAUCCCUUGAUUUUGAAUCAUCAAUAAACAAGCUUUUAUUAAUUUUGCCAAAAAAUAGAAUUACAUUUUUAUUUUCUGCAACGAUGACUAAAAGUGUAGCCAAAUUGAAAAAAACAUCUCUUAAAAAUCCAAUUAAAAUUGAAGUAUCAAAUAAAUAUAGCACAGUUAAAACAUUAAUAGAAAAUUAUAUAUUUUUACCAUUAAAAUAUAAAUACACUUAUUUAUGUAGUUUAUGUUUUUAUUAUACAAAUAAAAAUAUAAUUAUUUUCUCCAAUACUUGUGCAACUGCUCAAAAAUUAAAUUUUUUUUGUCGAAAUUUAGGAUUAAAGUCUAUUUGUUUGCAUGGAAAAUUAACACAAAAUCAACGAUUAAGUAGUUUAAAUCUUUUUAAAACAAACAAAUAUAAUAUCUUAAUUUCAACACAAGUUGGUGCACGUGGUUUAGAUUUACAAAAUAUUAAAAUUGUUAUUAAUUUUGAUUUAUGCUCAUGUAAAGAAUAUAUACAUAGAGUUGGUAGAACUGCCCGAGCUGGUAAAACUGGAAAAUCAAUAACUUUUGUAACUCAAUAUGAUGUUGAAACGUUUUUAACUAUUGAAAAACAAUUAAAUAAAAAAAUUGAUAAGUUCACUGACAUUGAUGAACAUGAUGUUUUAGUUUAUCAUAAUCAAGCCCUUGAAGCUUUAAGAUUAUCUGAAAUCGAGAUGAAAGAAAAUCAAGAAUUAUACAAAAAAAAUAAAUUUAAAAAAAAAAAAUAA